AUGGAAAAUUUUAAUAUUAAUAAAGGGAUCAUCUCCUCAGGUAUAGGUGCGGGUGCGAGUUUGGGACUUUACGGAGCCUUCGCGUGUGCUCUCGCUGGAGGUUGCAUUGCUCCUUGGUUAGACGAAGAAAACAAGAUAUAUGAUCUUAACUGGUGUAAUAAUGUGAAUUUAGCUGGUAAUGCGAUUAAUUUUGGUGCAAAUGCUAUUGAAGCAGGAUUUAUUUGGAACAAUCAUACUAGGAUAUCUAAACUGGAAGAGGAAUUAAUGAAUAGGCAUUAUUGCGGAAUUAAUAGGGAUGAAAACAGUAAAGAAUUUGUAGACAAUAUGGUAAAUCUAGGAAUUUUGAAAGGGAGAGUUAAUGCUCUUGAAAAAGAAAAAGAAGAUACAAAAACCUUGAAAGUGAGGGUUGAUGUUCUUGAAAAAGAAAAUAAUAAAUUAAAAGAAUAUAUUCCUACCACGAAUAAAAGAAUGUCUAAUUUAGAGGAGGAACUAAGGUUACAGGAUUAA
Molecule: messenger RNA, 507 nt
Organism: Entrophospora sp. SA101
Lineage: Eukaryota; Fungi; Glomeromycota; Glomeromycetes; Entrophosporales; Entrophosporaceae
Source: the annotation of a GenBank genome assembly